UGUGACCUUUCUGGUUAUCUAAAGCUAAAUUUCUGAACAGGUCAACUGAUUAACAACCUAAUGAGCCGGUGUAAAGGCGUAAAUCUGAAAUAAGAAUCACUGGCUGUGUCUUGUGACAGUAAUAAUAUCGGUCAGACAUAAUCUUGUUAUGUUUCCUCGGAGAAGGAAAAGAGAUGCAUUUGGCCAUUUUCUUUGUUUGGUUGCUUGCUUCAUUUCACAGUUUCGCACAAAAGACAGGGUAACGUCUCUUUCUAUUGUCUCGCCAAGCAGUGGGGAUUUUAAGACUUGUAGACUCUCUACCGAAGAAAAAGAAAAGUUCCUCGACGAACACAACAAAUUUCGCGGAUUGGUACAGCCAACUGCGGCCGACAUGGAGUUUUUGGUGUGGGACGACAAUCUGGCUAAUUUGGCACAGAUGUGGGCAGACAAGUGCAUAUGGGACCACGGGUUUGUGAAGUUCGGUACUCAAUAUCCAUACAGCGCGCCCUUCAAGGGACAAGUAGGUCAAAAUCUAGCUAGGGAGUAUGGUAAGCUUCUGAACCCAGUGGACCGCGUGGCGAGAUGGUACAAUGAAUACAAAUACUGGAAAUUUGGCAAGUACACAAGUCCAAUGGGUGCUUCUUGUUCAAAGCCACCUUGUGGACAUUACACACAGAUGGUGUGGGCUCAAGCGAAGCAUCUUGGAUGCGCAGUUAACCUCUGUUCGAACUUUUUUAACUACGGUCGCGCGGGUACAAUGGUGGCUUGUGACUAUACGACUGGCAACAAUGACAACGAAUACCCAUACAAGACCGGGACCCCAUGCACCAAAUGCGUAUCUGGUAAAGGAUGGUGCUACAAAAAUCUGUGUCGAAAUUGUACUGACUUCGACAAAGAUUGCGGGGGUACUACUUUGACGACAGCGAUGUGUUCUUCACACCCCGAAUUAAUGGAGAAGAAGUGUCCUAAACUUUGCAACAUGUGCAAGUGUCCUUUAAAAUGCCAAAACGGAGGGACAAUAAACCCACAGGACUGCGUUUGUUCUUGCGCUUCUGGCUGGAGGGGUAUGGACUGUUCAGACAAGGCAUGUGAGCCUGGCUAUUAUGGAGAAAAUUGUGAAAAUCGUUGUUACGACAAGGCUGGGACAGAAAAUUGCCAAUAUCGAGUGAAAAAGGGUCAUGAUUGUAAAAAAAGAUACAUGGAAAUAGAAUGUGCCUUGACCUGCGGAUACUGCGUCCCUGCAGGUGGUCAAGUCACCACAACAGCAGCUCCCGUGACAGCUAUGCCAACUACACCUCAAUCUGGAGCAGUAACCUCCAUACCUGUAGUUUCUUCCACUGUGACUCCAAAUGCAAUAGCGGUUCUACCCACACCCAAGCCUCAAGUGUGCACAACUGACCUAAAUUCUGGUUGCGAGAGAUGGGCAGCUGUUGGCGAGUGUGAAAAUAAUCCAUUGUGGAUGAUACCGAACUGUUGCGUGAGCUGCAAGCAUCAUCAGGCGUCAAAAGACUGCGCUGAUGCAAACCCAAGCUGCCCAAGGUGGGCUUACGCUGGAGAAUGUGAAAACAACAGAGUAUGGAUGCUUAAAAACUGUAGAAAAAGCUGCAAUCAAUGUGGAGAUUGCACAGAUUCUGACCCAAAAUGUCCAUCAUGGGCUUUGUCAAACCAAUGCAGCUUGGGUGAAAAGAUAAACGAAAAAUGUCGGAGAAGCUGUGGUUUAUGCAAAGUCUACGACAGACACAAAGAAUGUCCUGCCUGGUCUGCGAUGGACGAAUGUAAAAAUUCUAACUGGACCUGGAUGGUGGAUCACUGUCCUCGAAGCUGUGAUGUUCCUUUUUCAGAAGCCUCAUUUUGUGGUGGCAAAGAAAACGGUAAUUACCAGGCCCCCACUACGUGCCAAGCAUACAUAGCGUGUUCGAAUGGCGUCACAAGUCACGUGAAGUGUCCCGCAGGAAAGAAAUUUGACACAGCUAGAAGGAUAUGUGUAUUAGUAGAUCAAGCCGCUUGUACAGUGGUCUUUCCCAGUAAAAAGUCGAAGCCCUUUCUGAUAAUGACACUGUAAAGAGCAGUUCGUGGUUACACGUUAAGAAAAAACCUGCACCUGACUAAAUAUACGCGUUGAAUAGCGAGAGAAUUGAUAAUGUGCAUUGGCUCCAUGACGUGGAAACUUAAACCCGCCGUCUAAUGAAGAUCGUAAUAAUCACAAAGUUCCAGUGCAACGUUCAGCUUAAUAUAAAGAGGAGCUCUGCAUUUUCAGUUUGGCUUUAGAACUUUGAGUUUAAAUAGUAAUCACAACUUAGAGGAGUGGCUUUAAAAGAAAUGCUGUCAUGUACUGGUAGAAACACUCGUAAGCGAUCUUCCGUAAUAUCCAGACCUGCGUUGACUAAUAAGCUGGAGCCGUUUGUAGGCAUCUUGCUUGAUUUACUACUCACUAAUCGUACCUUUUAAGCCUGGCUAUACUUAUGGAAGCGAAACUUAUGCAGUGGUAAGGUCCACUGAAGCGGGGAAGCUGAAAACCUCGAUGGGAAAGCUCUUAAGAAACUCAGAGGAAAAAAAUAAAUUUUAAAAAGUCGGUGCCUGUGAGCGGAUUCGAAAAAAAAAAACAAUUUGAAACGUAACAAGCCAGAAGACACAACAAUGACGUUGUGUGAUAAACAAAUUUUCUCACCAAAAUGCUCACGAUAAUCUUAUGCACCACUUGCUCGGCGGCAAGCUUGGCGAGCUUACAAAUUUGAGAUGCCCGAGCGUGCGAUCGCCGAUCACGCGCGUCAGAGCAGCUCCGUUGUCUUUCUAACAUUUGGUAAAAAGAGAAAGAGGUAAACUGGUAUGUAAGACAUAUAGUUAGAUUAUAAUCAGAAUGAAAAUAUCUUUAAAAAAAAUUGAGAAAAAUGACACAGGAACAGAGAUACGAUAGGCCUAUACAAAAAGUGAUCACAUAUCCAAGUCAGACCAAAAACAUCCCCGUUAUGGGAUAGUUCGAUCCAUAAUAUUCGCGAAGUAAAAGCUACUAAAAAAAAAAUACUCACAUUUGCUAGCUUUUCGUUCAAUGACCUAUCUUUGUAAAAAAACAAGACAAUUUGUUUCUUACAACCUCCAUCAUGGUUAAGCGAAUCAAGGAGUGUUGAGUGUUGUCCACAAAAAAUCUCAUGUGAAGAGCUCCAGAUCAGCGGAGCUAUGGGUGUCCUCGUCGUUUCCAUCGUUUGUAAAAUUCAAUAGAGCGGAUGGCUUCGAAGCUAUUCAAUGCCAUUGGCUAAAAAUAAUAAUUCGUAGUUAGCUUAUGGCCAUCGCGCAAUCCAGAGACAGCGAUUGAUGCGUACCUGGCUCGAGUUACACGUACCAGCUAUCUUGAGUCCUGCCCUUUACCUGUGGCCUCAGAUGGUAUCCAAGACCUUUGGCGCAAUUUUUCCUUAUACGAACCUGUUCCCAAUACGAACCUUUGGGUAUGUGUCAGUAAAUCAGCUUCCCUAGUUUCGUCAAAACGUCC
Molecule: messenger RNA, 3463 nt
Organism: Stylophora pistillata
Lineage: Eukaryota; Metazoa; Cnidaria; Anthozoa; Scleractinia; Pocilloporidae
Cellular component (GO): extracellular region
Molecular function (GO): chitin binding
Source: RefSeq, a predicted model, not a curated record